Messenger RNA from Pimephales promelas (fathead minnow), 2438 nucleotides. RefSeq names its product chromobox 8a (gene cbx8a). The record is from RefSeq and is a predicted model, not a curated record. NCBI's taxonomy places the organism in Eukaryota, Metazoa, Chordata, Actinopteri, Cypriniformes, Leuciscidae. Gene Ontology annotation, cellular component: PRC1 complex; chromatin. Gene Ontology annotation, molecular function: chromatin binding. Gene Ontology annotation, biological process: negative regulation of transcription by RNA polymerase II.
CGUUUGAGUAUUAUGGGCUAUCGAGGAUUAUUCAGGCUGAGGCGAGAAAAAUAGCUGCGAGGUUGAAGUAAACAUGGAGCUCUCAGCCGUCGGUGAGCGGGUCUUCGCCGCCGAAUCCAUCAUUAAACGGCGCAUAAGGAGGGGCCGGAUGGAGUAUCUGGUCAAAUGGAAAGGCUGGUCUCAAAAAUACAGCACCUGGGAACCAGAGGAGAAUAUUUUGGAUGAGCGUCUUUUCGCUGCUUUUGAAGAAAGAGAGCGUGAAAGGGAGAUGUUUGGGCCAAAAAAGAGGGGACCCAAACCAGAAACAUUUUUAAUGAAGGCAAAAGCUAAAGAAAAAGGAAAAAACUAUGAGUUCAGACGAGAGAUGUCUCGAGGAAUACAAGUGUCUUUCCCGGUAGCAGAACCGGUUGUGACUCCCAGAGCCCGUGAGGGAUUGCGAACGGUUGUGCCAACUAUUUUCCCACCGAGCACCGUCAACAGAGGCGAAAGUGUUCGUGUGCAUUCACCAGAACCUGAGAGAGACCCACUGACGCACGGGACGCCAUUUCACCGCCCGCUGGAUUUUGCCAGCUCACCAAAAAAGCGAGGACCAAAGCCAAAGUUGCGUCCAACUGGAGGUUCAUCCAAUGAGGGCGUUAAAAGAAAGGCAGACGAAUCGCUAUCUUAUCAGCCUUCAAAAACCGAGAGAUCAGGAGCGACCUCUAACUGUGAUGCCAUCCGUUUAACCCAGAAGUUCCCAGCAGAAUCCAGCCUCGUUCAGAAGCAGAUGGGAAGCAGGUCGAGUGAUGUAAAAUUUACACAUGGUGGGACCAUCUUAAAAGCUGGGCUUGGUGUUUUGGGACAUCGACAAAAGGAAAGCUCAAGUGGUGCCAUAAACCAACAACCCAAGAUGAAGCAUCCUCCCAAAAACAAUGUAUUUGAAUCCACCGAUCAAACCAGAGAGCAACUGUCUCUGAGUUUUGUAGAUGAAACAGACCAGUCCUGGUUGCCUUGUCUGAAGAAUAUGGAGAAAAUUGUUGUUACUGACGUAACAAGUAACUCCUUGACUGUAACCAUAAAAGAGAGUUCAACGGACAAAGGUUUCUUCAAAGAAAACAGAUGAUGUGAUUUUAGUGUAUGUGUGUAUGUAUGAAAUAUUGUAAUCAACCUAGAAACGACCCACAUUUCUAUAUCAUUUGUAGUCUAUAAAUGUAAAGUCUUGAAAUCAUGUACAUAAUGCAAAAAACAAACAAACAAACAAAAAAACAAUAUAUAUAGAGAGAGUCUAUCUUUAGCCUACAUUUCCAUUGACAUUUUCUAUGAAAAUGCUUAAGCUUAUUUUUCUAUUUCCUAAAUUUGAUGUAAGGUACACCAGUUUAUUUCUUUUUUGGUUGCCUUCUUCAGCUUUAUUAUGAAUUUAGGCAUAGACGCUUUUAACAUAUUAACGUUUCAACUUAAUGCACCUUUUUAAGGGACGCGUGGUUUAGUCCCUCUUUUAUGAACUUGGUAUUAUUUUCUGGUUAGGUUUUGUAUAUAUUUUAAGGUCCAAAAAGUAAAGCACACCAUUUAAAAAAGAGAGAAGGGAAAUAAGCUAUAAAUUAAGCAAAUUUAGGCCUAAAUAUUUAAGACACAAUAAUUCAGACUUUAGAAUCGUAUUUCGUUGUUUUUCUGUUGAAUAUAUAAUUGACGUGGCUGUUCUGUGUCUUUAUAUUUCAUUAUAAUGCUGUUUUUAGGCCCCUCAGAAACGAAAGAUUGUUUGAUUGGUACAAAUCAUUUCUUAACUGCUCUAGUAAGCUCACAGCCUGGUUUAAGUGGUGAAAUUAAAAAUAAAUAUGUAUUACAAUUAUAUGGUGUAAACUUGUUUAACGGUUUAGUUCAGCCUUUUUGCAGAGAGGACAAUGUGUAUCGGAGCUCAAACUCGAAAAUAAAAAUGUAAUUUAGCUGUGUCUAGAGCCUCUUCCAUUAUUGAUUUUUAACAUUUCUCGCGCACAGUUAUCCGUGUAGUCCGUUUUUAUCUUGCCUUUUAUUAAUUUAAUUAACUAACACAUAUUGUUAUAAAAACGGAAAGCUCUUUACGUUGGGGUUUUCGUUACAUCCGUGUUUGUAAAGAAAAUAGUGAACAAAUAAAUAGCUUAAACAGCAGUCGGCCUAUCACGACAUGAUUAGAUCAUAUAUUUACCGAAAGCCUCGUGCGCUUUUAAUAACUUUCAAAAACAUGAAACGUUGGGUGUGAAAAAAAAAAAAACACUGGCGACUAGUCAACACUUUUGUUCAUUCGUCGUAAGCUUACAUUACCUAUUCUGAAACUCCGUGUCAGCCUUAUUUCAAUCAGGCUAUAUUAUAAUUGAUGUUAUCAUAAACAAUACUAGUUUAGCCUAUCUGUUUUAUUUAAGGGAUUUAUUAUUAAGAAUAAAAUGUCACCGCGCUGCCGCACGAGUGUCGCGUUAACGAAAGAAAAG